AUGACUGCCAUGAUCAUGAUGAACAAGUUAUUAUUGAUUUGUUUACAAGUUACAUUGGUAUCUUUCGUGAUUCCAGCGCCAGCAAAGGUUCCCAUUGAUCCUUCGAAGCAAUGGAGAUUGAACUGGUGCCAUUUUCCGCCUAGUGAUUUAUAUUUUGACGAAAAGGGUCCAAGUUUAAAAAAAUGUGUAGACAAUCUAAAUAGCACAGAGAAAACCAUCCCACUUUGUGAUAAAUUUGUUCAAAGUCUGAAUAAUAUUACUUGCCAUAAUAAGGUUUUUCAGAUAGACGAAAUUUUGAAUACCAUGAACAAAACAAAUGCUACAGUAAUUAAUAAAUACUGUAGUGGGUUACUAGCAUCCAGUUUCAAGAACACUGUCGAAUGCAACGAAACGUGUACACCUAGCAAAUUUACAAGAGACAUCUGUACAUUAUUAUAUUUCGGAAAGAACAUAAUGGACACAAUUCAAAGAAGAAAUGGAAAAGAAAUAACACAAACUGAAAAACCACCUGACACUGAUGGCAAUCAGAAUUCUCGAACUAAAGAUGGUAAUGAAACUGUGACCAAAAACGGAGAAGAGGGUGGACAAUCUAAACCUAAAAAUGAAACCAAGGAAAUCUCAACAAAUUCUACAACUAUUGUUCAAUCAAAGGAGACAACAGAACCUACUCUAGCCAAGGAAAUCUCAACAAAUUCUACAACUAUUGUUCAACCAAAGGAGACAACAGAACCUACUCUAGAUGGAAAAGAUAGUGGAAAAGAAACACAACAGACUGGGAAACAAGGUGGCCAAAGUGGGAAGGUGAAUUCUGGAAAUGAUAAUGGAGGAAGUGGGAAACCAAACGACAAAGGCAAAGUAGGGAAAGAGGAUGGAAAAGAUAGUGGAAAAGAAACACAACAGACUGGGAAAGAAGGUGGCCAAAGUGGGAAGGGGAAUUCUGGAAAUGAUAAUGGAGGAAGUGGGAAACCAAACGACAAAGGCAAAGUAGAGAAAGAGGAUGGAAAAGAUAGUGGAAAAGAAACACAACAGACUGGGAAAGAAGGUGGCCAAAGUGGGAAGGGGAAUUCUGGAAAUGAUAAUGGAGGAAGUGGGAAACCAAACGACAAAGGCAAAGUAGAGAAAGAGGAUGGAAAAGAUAGUGGAAAAGAAACACAACAGACUGGGAAAGAAGGUGGCCAAAGUGGGAAGGGGAAUUCUGGAAAUGAUAAUGGAGGAAGUGGGAAACCAAACGACAAAGGCAAAGUAGAGAAAGAGGAUGGAAAAGAUAGUGGAAAAGAAACACAACAGACUGGGAAAGAAGGUGGCCAAAGUGGGAAGGGGAAUUCUGGAAAUGAUAAUGGAGGAAGUGGGAAACCAAACGACAAAGGCAAAGUAGAGAAAGAGGAUGGAAAAGAUAGUGGAAAAGAAACACAACAGACUGGGAAAGAAGGUGGCCAAAGUGGGAAGGGGAAUUCUGGAAAUGAUAAUGGAGGAAGUGGGAAACCAAACGACAAAGGCAAAGUAGAGAAAGAGGAUGGAAAAGAUAGUGGAAAAGAAACACAACAGACUGGGAAAGAAGGUGGCCAAAGUGGGAAGGGGAAUUCUGGAAAUGAUAAUGGAGGAAGUGGGAAACCAAACGACAAAGGCAAAGUAGAGAAAGAGGAUUUGGCCUCCCUUAAUCCUGAGUCCGAGCCUGAGGGUCAUUUUAUGGCUUACUUUUUGACAGCAGUUGUGUUAUGUGUUGCAGGAUAUGUUAUUUUCCACAACAAACAGAAGAUUGUUGCAUUCAUCAUUGAAGGCCGAACUGGUCGAAGAUCUUCACGUAGACCAAACAAAGAUGGCUACAGCAGAGUGAAGACUGAUGAUGUUAUGCCAUCACUGGAAAAGUCAACCACAUCUAAGAGUUAUAUUUAUUGAGACAUGAAUAGUGGAGUGCUGAAAAAACCAUGUAUUUGCAGUGUACAAAAUCAAAGGAUAAGAGAUUGUAUAUAAAGGGCUGGUUGAUUUUCAAGCACAUUUCGUAUAAUUAUAGCUUUUUAGAUCGACAAUCUUCAAGCAAAUACAUAAUUGGGAUUUUCUUACAGAAAAAGGUUGGGGUAGUCUGUUUUUGCUUCCAUUUUCCCAGCUUGCCUGUGAUAUACUUGUAGUUAAAAGAAUAGGGAGAAUUUAAUAUGCAAAUAUUAUUAAUGGAUAUACUAACCAUCUGCUGAUUAAAAAAGAAUUUUGUCUGCAAUUAUCAACUUUAUACUGAAGAUGGAGGUCAAAAUAAAAUAUAUAGUGUACCAUACAGGGGUAGAUUUUGGGGUCAUUGUUAGACGUGAUUUAAUUCUUAUAGAAAUAUGUCUGUAAAAAGGGGUGUCAUUGAUACAUCCAAAAACAUUUAUAGUGUUUAGUAAAAUGUUUCCAGAAAACAUAGUAAAAAAACACAUUCCAUAUUAAAACCUAUGUAUAUAUGCAAUUAGUUCAUACUUUCAGUUUUGCAGUAGCAUAUUCAUGCAGCAUCACACUGCAUGGGACUUUGUAAUGUGUGUUUUUAUCAGUGUUCCAAUAUUGUCAUGUACAUUUACGUGUUAUUUUUGAAUACUUGAAAUAUGCAUAUAAGAUUCAUUUCAAAUUUAGAAGCUCAAGGGGAGAGAGUUUUAAAUGCUGAGAGAUUUUUCUUUUUUGUAAAAGUAAGCUACUGUUGAUAAAAGUGAGGAUUCACGCAUCAGAAGAAAGUAACUUGCUUUUCUUUGUCCUCGAUUAUUUUAUAUAGUUACUUUCAGUUUACUUAUUUUUGAUACAUCAUUUGUAUAGUCUUCUAAAAGAAGUUUUGUUAAAUAAUUAAUACUGGAUGUUCUAAAUUUCAAAUCUGAUAGAUAUGUGAAACUUUGUUGUCAGACCAAUAGUGAACUAGCUAUGAACAAUCAGAGGAUAGUUUUUCAAAUGACAUAAGUCUACUUCUAAGACUAUGCAUCGGAUAAGGAUGCUGUAGUAAUCACAUUGUACAACUAUCUACACCUUUUCUGACAUUAACUUGAGCACCUUUUAAUCAAAAGGCUUCAAGGCCUAGAUGGAUGAUGGUUGAAAGAAGAUAGAUAUAUAUAUAUAUAUAUAUAUAUAUAUAUAUAUAUCUAUCUUAGUGGGUCACUUGGGCACAGGUCUAGGUCAGACUAUAUCUUCCAUGACCAUUAAACAUUUUUUGUGAAAAAAUGACUGAAUAUAAAUAUCUUUAAUCCUAAAGGCUUCACAUUUACCACAUAGAUGGAGGAAUUUUUGAGAAGACACCAAUAGAUAAUGUGUCAAAGGUCAAGGUCAGAAAUUGUGAUUAUUGAUAUGAUCAUUAUGAUACAGAAACUUUGACAUGUUUUAAAUCAAAGAGUUCAUAUUUGAAUAAUGUAAUUAAGGAUUUUUUUUCCAAAAUGAAACAUCUAUAUACAUGUAUCUUUUACAUAGAUAUACAAUGGUUAGAUGAAGUUAUAUGGAGUUUGGUGUCUUCAACAAAUUAGAGUGCAGAUGAUAAAUAUUGACAAACAGAUAUGCCUAUCAUAUCUUUUAGAUGAUGCAAGAAUUUUGGUAUUUUUAGCUCACCUCGACGAUGUCGAGAUGAGCUUAUGCUAUACCCCCGGCGUCGGCGUCGGCGUUAGCGUCGGCGUCCCAGGUUAAAGUUUUAGGAGCAAGUCCCAUUCCCAAGUAACUAUAAGCCCUACCUGGACCAAACUUGCAUGGAUGAUGCAUCUAGGGAUGGACACUACCAAACUUGCUUCGGAUGCUGGAUCUGACCUAGAUUUUCCAGAGGAGUGACCAGGUUAAAGUUUUAGGAGCAGGUCCAUUCCCAAGUAACUAUAAGCCCUACCUGGAUCAAACUUGCAUGGAUGAUGCAUCUAGGGAUGGACACUACCACACUUGCUUCGGAUGCUGGAUCUGACCUAGAUUUUCUGGAUGAGUGACCAGGUUAAAGUUUUAGGAGCAGGUCCCAUUCCCAAGUAACUAUAAGCCCUACCUGGAUCAAACUUGCAUGGAUGAUGCAUCUAGGGAUGGACACUACCACACUUGCUUCGGAUGCUGGAUCUGACCUAGAUUUUCCAGAUGAGUGACCAGGUUAAAGUUUUAGGAGCAGGUCCCAUUCCCAAGUAACUAUAAGCCCUAUCUGGACCAAACUUGUAUGGAUGAUGCAUCUAGGGAUGGACACUACCACACUUGCUUCGGAUGCUGGAUCUGACCUAGAUUUUCAGUGAGUGACCAGGUUAAAGUUUUAGGAGCAGGUCCCAUUCCCAAGUAACUAUAAGCCCUACCUUGUCCAAACUUGCAUGGAUGAUGCAUCUAGGGAUGGACACUACCACACUUGCUUCGGAUGCUGGAUCUGACCUAGAUUUUCCAGAUGAGUGACCAGAUUAAAGUUUUAGGAGCAGGUCCAUUCCCAAGUAACUAUAAGCCCUACCUUGACAAAACUUGCAUGGAUGAUGCAUCUAGGGAUGGACAUGGCCACACUUGCUUCGGAUGCUGGAUCUGACCUAGAUUUUCUGGAUGAGUGACCAGGUUAAAGUUUUAGGAGCAGGUCCAUUCCUAGGUAACUAUAAGCCUACCUGGACCAAACUUGCAUGGAUGAUGCAUCUAGGGAUGGACACUACCACACUUGCUUCGGAUGCUGGAUCUGACCUAGAUUUUCCAGAUGAGUGACCAGGUUUAGAUUUAGGAGUAGUCUCGUUCCCAAGUAACUGUAAUCCCUACCUGGACCAAACUUUCAUGGAUGAUGCAUCUAGGGAUGUACACUAACCAACCUGCUUUGAAUGCUGGAUCUGACCUAGAUUUUCCACAUGAGUGAAUUUUAGCCAUAUUUUAACCAAAUUAGCAUGCAUGAUUUAUCUAGGGAUGGACACUUCCAGACUUGCCUUGGAUUCUGAAUCUGAUGUACAUUUUCCAGAUGAGUGACCAGGGUAAUUUUUUUGGAGUAGCUAUAUAAUAUUAUGGCCUGUUAUGAUUAAACUUGCAUAGAUGGUGCAUCUAAGGAUGAAAACUUCCAGACUUGCUUUGGAUGUUGGAACUGACCAAAAUUUUCUUGAUUACUAAACAGGUCAAAAGUUUUUUGAGCAGGUCUAUAAUUAAAUCAAACUUGCAUGGAUAUUGAUCUUGGGAUGUACCCUAACUAGAAAAAAAAUAUGAUGUGAAAUUUGCCUUACAUGUAGAUAACAUUCGUCGAGGUGAGCUUCGUAAUCUUUGAUUACCUAUGUUUUUAAUUUCAUAACAGAGGUAAAAAAAAAAAUUUAGGCCAUUAGAAGAUCAGGAACAAAACUGUUUAUAUUAAUUUUUAAUUUACACAAUCUACAAAAUCUUGAAUAUAUUUCUGGAUCUUUCACUUCAUUUUCACUAAAGGAGAUAUAUAUAUAGAUUUUAAGCCACUAGCUCAAAAAAUGGUCAAGAUUAUGGAUUUAAGCACACUACCUGGCCCUGGAUGACUUUGCUAGUAUAUUUACUGUGGUUGUAGUUCAGUUGCUUUUUUUGACUGUCAUUUCUUUACCUUUAUUUUUUUAAUCUGAUAACCAGAUUUGUAAAAUAAGCCCAAGGAAGUGUUCUAUUUUAAACAGUAGACCUCUGUGACGACCACAAUGGCCUUCAAUAGGUGAACCAAUUUUCAUUGCUUUCACUUCAACAAAUGCAGGAAUAAUCAGAGUACUUACCGUGUCAAUUAUUCUGCCAUUUACAUGAAGAAGCUAUCCUGCUCAUCAAAAUUAAUGACUGAUUCCAUCUAUAAAUAUUACAAUUAUUGUCUGAUUUUAUACCGCGUUGACUUGGCAAAAGUAAGAGGUGAUAGCUUUAAGGUCAUGAGGAGUGUAAGCAGGCUUCUGAUUGGCUGUUCAGGUUCAUAUCCUCACUUCAUUUUUUUCCCAGUCUCCCUUAUUGGGAACACAGCUUACUUUUCGGUCUAAUCAUGGUCGGUAGAAAGAUUGAGCUUUUUGUCUUAAGUAUUGAUUAUAUGAGAUUACACUCUCUAUAUAGCUUAUAUGAUUCUUACUUUUGUCUCAGUGUACAUUGCACAUAGGUAUGUGUGAUUUUAAUAUGUUAUGAAGUUGUUAGAGUUGCCCCCUGUUUCUGUUCUCUUAUAGUUUCGUCACAAAUUUUGAUAAUACAAAUGAGUAGUUUAUAACCUUUGUUCAUUUUAUAUUAAUGCUUGACGCUAUAUAAUGUUUAUGUUUGUAAUAUGUAAUGUUACUUUGUAAUAUUUAUUUUUUUUAUUGUGUGGAGACCUAUGAAAUAGGCUAUUUUUUUGUUUUUCAUAAGUAAGCUGGUGUAAAAUCAGAAUUUCAUUACUGAUAAGUGACAUCCUAAAAACACGUCUGACACACCCAUAAAUUGACUUAUUUUGCAAAUAAUGUAUUAAAAUGGUAAAUAAAAAAUCAAACUACGGAACAGAGAA
Molecule: messenger RNA, 6373 nt
Organism: Saccostrea echinata
Lineage: Eukaryota; Metazoa; Mollusca; Bivalvia; Ostreida; Ostreidae
Product: trans-Golgi network integral membrane protein 2-like
Exons: 13
Coding region: 1-1896 (631 amino acids)
Source: RefSeq, a predicted model, not a curated record